AUGGGAGGCUGCACGAUUAGAGACUAUGACACCAUCACAUCUUUCCUUGGAUCAUGGGGACCUUUCCAGCAAAGACUUUUUUUGGCCCUGGCUGUCAGCAUAUUCCCCAAUGGGUUUAUUGGCGUUUACAUAGUAUUUGUAGGUGAUACCCCACCUCAUGAGUGUACAAUCCCAGAAAACUAUAGCAUCAGUGAGAUGUGGAGGAAUGUGACGAUCCCAUUGGAGACUGCUGACGGCAUCACAAAGCGUAGCUCGUGCUCGAGGCUUAAUCUGGAGCUUGUCAGGGAGUACUCUCAAAGUAAUCUAAUCCCAGAUGUAGAUGUGAAUGUGAGUCAGAUUCCUUUGGAGCGUUGUCUGGACGGAUGGACGUACAGCAAAGAAAUCUACCAGUCCACCAUUGUCACAGAGUGGGACUUGGUCUGUGACAACGCAUACAAAGUUCCAUUGACCAACUCUAUUCAUUACGUGGGUGUGCUGGUGGGAGCGUUUAUCUCAGGCCAGUUGUCUGACAGAUUUGGAAGGAGACCUGCACUUUUCUUCAUGAUGUUUCUUCAAACUUUGUCGAUCACAGCGCAGAUUUUUUCCCCAAGUUGGGAGAUAUUCACCCUUAUUUUCUUCUUUGCUGGUGCUGGAGGAUUCUCCAACUAUAUUAUUGCAUUUGUACUAGGUACAGAAACUUUAAGCCCAAAAGCCCGUGUGGUCUUCGGUUCCCUUGGUGUUUUCAUGAGCUCAGCUAUUGGGUACCUGGUGAUGCCUGGUGUGGCUUACUUCAUCCGAGAAUGGCAUAUGUUACUGAUUCCCAUGGCUGCCUCUGGCCUGAUCUACAUCCCUCUGUGGUGGUUAAUACCAGAGUCUCCUCGCUGGCUGUUCUCUGUUGGAAGAAUAAAGGAGGCAGAGGCCAUACUGAAAGAUGCUGCAAAGAGGAAUAAAGUUGAGGUCCCACAGCCUAUUUUUACAAAAGAUGAGGUUGAAGAUGCGUUGGCCACAAAAAACAAGAAGUACAACAUUUUGGAUAUCUUGAGCAACUGGAACCUGUUUUUUCUAACUUUACUCUGCUCUCUACUGUGGAUUGUCAUUACCAUUAGCUACUACGCGCUACUCCUAAACACCUCAAACCUACAUGGUGACCCAUACAUGAACUGCUUCCUAUCUGCUUUGACAGAGGUCCCAGCUUAUAUUAUUGCCCUGGUGCUUCUAAAGUUCUGCUCCAGACACAUCUGCCAGUCAUCGACACUCUUCGUCGGUGGUGUUAUGAUCCUCUGUGUUCACCUUAUUCCAAUAGAUUUACCAGCUAUAGCCGUACUCCUUGAGAUGUUGGGGAAGUUUGGUAUCACGUCUGCAUUUUGUGUGGUGUACGCUGUCUCAUCGGAGAUCUUCCCUACUGUUAUCAGAAACACAGCGAUGGGAUGUUGCUCUAUGGCUGCUCGCAUUGGCACAAUCAUUUCCCCUUUUAUCAUUUACUUAGGUCAAUAUUACAAGUCUCUCCCAUACAUACUGAUGGGUGGUCUGGCUAUUUUUGGUUCCACUGUAUGUCUGAUUCUUCCAGAGACAUUUGGAAAGCCUUUGCCUGAAAAUAUGUCACAAAUGCAAAUGAUAUGCAGGAGAAGACGACAAAAAGAAGAUGCUGAAUGUGGAAACAGCACAUCUGAUUAUUCAAAUAAAGAAACCAAGAUGUAGUUAUUGUUAUGUUAAUAACUGUUUUUGUACUGUACAUACUGUGA
Sphaeramia orbicularis (orbiculate cardinalfish) is the source of this 1721-nucleotide messenger RNA. Its product is annotated as solute carrier family 22 member 5-like. Lineage: Eukaryota; Metazoa; Chordata; Actinopteri; Kurtiformes; Apogonidae. Bases 1 to 1677 code for a protein of 558 amino acids. Gene Ontology annotation, biological process: transmembrane transport. The transcript has 10 exons. Gene Ontology annotation, cellular component: membrane. Gene Ontology annotation, molecular function: transmembrane transporter activity. The record is from RefSeq and is a predicted model, not a curated record.